AUGGUUACCGACGUCGGGAUGGAUUGGCUGGCUUCUGGGUGCAACGCAUUGACGCAUCUCGAUGUUUCAGGCUGCACAGCUGUGACGGAUCUGACGAUGCGUGCAAUUAGCGAGAGUAUGCUGCAACUGAAACAGCUAAAACUUCGACAUUGCACUAAAGUAACCGAUCAGGGGAUUCGUCGACUGUCUUUAAGGUGUCCAGAGCUGCUUUCUCUCGAUGCCGAGGGGCUUACAUUGCUCUCAGACGUACAUUCUACUCAAACUACAGGCGUGUAUCGGCUAGGAAUCGCUGCGUUGGUAGCUGGCUGUCUUAAACUGCGUCAUUUAGACCUGUCGAAUUGUGUAGCCAUUUCAGAUGGAACGCUACAUUGUGUAGCCAUGUCAUGCUCUGAGCUUUCAUCGUUGCUCCUGUCAGGAUGCUAUCGUGUUACCAGCAUCGGAGUGAGUGAAAUCCUAGCUCAUUGCAACAAAUUAUCGUCACUGAAUGUUACGGGGUGCGAUCGACUCAUCUCACUGCGUCUUCGCGGUACUCAGAUAACGGAUCUGACGUUGAAAUGGGUCAGUAAGUACUCCUCAUUGCUCCGUGAGCUCGACGUGUCUGGCUGUGCAGAGAUCACAGACAUGGGUUUAUUAGCACUUGCAGGCUCGAUAAUGGCUACAUCUUUACGAAAUCUCUGGCUUCGAAGCCUUGACAACAUCACUGCAACGGGACUAUCCUGGCUAGCUGGAAAGUGCACAAAUCUAAUGCUGUUAGACCUCACCGGUUGUCCAAAGAUCCGCUCGUUCUCAAUCAAAUCGCUCGCUUCGUCGUGGAAGUUUGCAGUCUUCAGUAGCAACGAGCAGCUCAAAGGCAUGACACCUCGUCAUCGUGCAGAAGACUGGCUCUUCAUUGAGGAAUACGGUAAUUGCUGGCGAGCUGCGGUUCAUAUCCAGUGCAUGUACAGAGCUCGAGUGGCUCGUAAGAUCGCACAACAGAAGCGAGAAGAGCGUUUAGUCUUGUGGGUAGCCAUGCGCUUACAGAGCGUCUAUCGCGGACGUCAAGCUCGAAAAUACGCCGUGAUUCUGCGCAUUCAACUCUACAAGGAGACCGAAGCUGCCACGAGAAUUCAACGAGCCUAUCGACAGCUCCUGGAUCGACGAGAAGCUCACCGUUUACGUGAGAUUCGACGUCAAGAAGAAAAGUUACGAGCUGCUCGAAGUAUUCAAGCGUCUUGGCGGAAGAAGCGUCUGCGUGAGAGACUUCAAAGUCGACAUUUACGGCGUUUAGCCUACGAGGACAAGCUGCAACGUAGUGCCAUUCGUAUCCAGCGACAUUGGAGAGGUAAGAAAGGGAGAGAGCGAACGAAUUUAAUGCGUGCAGCAAGGAAUGCAGAAGAACGACAAGAGUUCGAAGCAGCCAGAACGUUACAGAGUAUUUAUCGCAUUCGUAUCGCUCGUCGAGCUGCGAAUCUGAAGCGUGAAGAGCGGAAAAACGACGAGAUUCGACGAGAACGAGCUGCUCUGACAUUGCAGAAUUGUAUUCGAAGACACGAAGCAAAGAAAGAGCUGCGCGCGAUGAGGAAAUACGUAGCAGAAGUUAACAAUGCUGCCGUUAAAAUUCAGAAAAGUUGGCGUGCGAAGAAGAAAUAUCAAGCGAAUCGAGUGAUCGCGAUGGUGCGACAGAAACAACGGGAGAAUGCGGCGGCUGUUAAGCUUCAAGUGGCGUGGAAACGUCGGAGAGCUCGGAUACAAGUCAACUUGAUGCGGUUGGCUCGAGAUUUACAGACUCAGCAACUGGUCGACGCGACGUUGAUGGUGCAAACCAACUGGCGCGGACGUCACGGACGUUUGCAGGCGCGAUCGCUGAAGCAAACGACGUUGGAGACAAUCUCGCAGUUAGUGAAGAUCCAACACCUUGCUGUCACACUUGUACAAGCGCAUUACCGUGGAUGGAAAGGACGAGAGAAAUACCGACAAGCACAACUGAACAAGAAGAAACGGUGGAAAGAAAUCACUCGACCUGAGGACGGCGAGAAGUUCUACUAUGUACUCACGGGUGAAGUGCGAUUCCGUCGGCCUCAAGACGUGCUGGAUCUGCUGCCAAAACCUCUUUGCGAAAAUUGCGGUACGGUUGAGAAUGAUUGUUGGACCAAUGUUCACUCGGGUGGUCGACGGAAGUUGCAUGAGUUUCGAGCUCUGUACGACUACUACAAUCGACGUGUGGACUACGGGGACUGGGAGUUCCCGUCUCGUUGGCCCUCAGAGAUCGAGCAGGACGAGAUGGACGGCUGGGGGCUCCGCACACACCCACGUCGUCGUCCCGAUGAAGUGCAGGGCGUAUGGGAACGAUACGUGGACUCUGAUACCAAGCGAGAGUGGUUCUACAACCGUGAGACGGACGAGAACUCGUACGUCCCACCUGAAGGAUUUUUCUUGCGUUCGAACGGCGAAACUUCAGCCACCAGCGAGUGGAUCAAGUACUUUGACGAGACUCAAGGUGUACACUACUACUACAACAACAGGACGCAAGAAAGCACCUUCGACCGACCGGCGACGUACGCGACGCCACGUAUUUCGCCGUCGACAGCAGUCUCCAGUGCGAACCAGGAAGGUUGGGAGAAGCACGUUGACCCGCACAGCAGGUAUCCGUACUACUACAACCGAUUGACGAUGGAGAGUGUAUUUGCUCGACCGAUGGGUUUCGUGACUGGACGUGAGGACGUGGAGCUGCCAGGUUAUGCCAAGUACUUUGAUGCGGAGAGCGCUAGUUAUUACUUAUAUAACGCGCAGAGUAAUGAGAGGUGCGUCGAGAGGCCAGGUGCGUUCGCAACGCCACGCAUUUCGACGACGGAAGCUGUUGGUGACGGUGGAGACGAAGGUCUAGCGGAAUUCUACGACCCUGUCACGGGUAAAGCCUAUUUUUUUAAUGCGCGCACGACGGAGUGUCGACAGGCUUCGAGGACGUGA
Molecule: messenger RNA, 2946 nt
Organism: Phytophthora infestans T30-4
Lineage: Eukaryota; Oomycota; Peronosporomycetes; Peronosporales; Peronosporaceae
Exons: 4
Coding region: 1-2946 (981 amino acids)
Biological process (GO): SCF-dependent proteasomal ubiquitin-dependent protein catabolic process
Cellular component (GO): SCF ubiquitin ligase complex
Molecular function (GO): protein binding
Source: RefSeq, a predicted model, not a curated record